AUGGAGGCUCCCUGGAGGUGGCUGGCGGUCUGCAUGCUGGCCGUGUCCCUGGCCUCCACGGUGACCCAGGAGGUGUGCCGAGCACGGGAUGGGAAGGAUGGCACUGCAGGGACACCCGGCAGACCUGGGCGGCCAGGACUCAAGGGAGAGCGAGGGGAGCCGGGGGCCCCCAGCAUCCGGACGGGCAUCCGAGGCCUUAAAGGAGACCAGGGGGCACCGGGGCCCACCGGCAGCCCCGGCAAGGUGGGCUACCCAGGGCCCAGCGGCCCCCUGGGGCUGAAUGGCCCCCCGGGAGUGAAAGGCCACAAGGGCAACCCGGGGAACAUCAGGGACCAGGCACGGCCGGCCUUCUCGGCCGUCCUGCGGAACCCGCCCACAGGUGGGAACGUGGUCAUCUUCGACACGGUCAUCACCAACCAGGAGGGCGCCUACCAGACCAACUCCGGCAUGUUCGUGUGCGCCGUGGCCGGCUACUACUACUUCACCUUCCAGGUGGUGUCCAAGUGGGACAUCUGUCUGUCCAUCGUGUCCUCCUCGCGGAGCCAGGCCCGGCGCUCCCUGGGCUUCUGCGACUACAACAGCAAGGGGGUCUUCCAGGUGGUGUCGGGGGGCUCGGUGCUCCAGCUGCAGCACGGCGACCAGGUGUGGAUCGAGAAGGACCCCGCCAGGGGCCGCAUCUACCAGGGCGCGGAGGCCGACAGCGUCUUCAGUGGCUUCCUGAUCUUCCCCUCGGUCUGAGCCGGCCGGGUCCUCCCGGCCUCCGAGUCUCACCAGUGACCCUGGACUUCCCCCUCCCCCUCCACAGCUUCUUGCUCUGCUCUGUGAAAUGGGACUGCUGCUGCUUGAGCUGCCUGAGAGAGGGCCCGGGAUGGGCUGCCCUGCCACCCGUGCUCAGGGGGUCGUGCCUCGGGACUCCCCUGGGAAUAAACCUCUGAGCUGUGUCUGCUGGG
This is a messenger RNA of Carlito syrichta (Philippine tarsier), 950 nucleotides long. It is a transcript of the gene C1QA, whose product is annotated as complement C1q A chain. Bases 1 to 738 code for a protein of 245 amino acids. Lineage: Eukaryota; Metazoa; Chordata; Mammalia; Primates; Tarsiidae. The transcript has 2 exons. Gene Ontology annotation, molecular function: protein binding. The record is from RefSeq and is a predicted model, not a curated record.